GGAAGAGAUACAGUCGGAAUCAUCCAGAGAGUGGAACGGAAACAUUGAAGUGCUUGGGUCAUACUCUGCAGUCAAUGUAACUAGACGAGUAGUAUAGCAUGUCCCUUUUCCUUUAUACUGCUUGCAGUGUUUGUGGGUUUACAGUGGUUACGACUUCUUCUAGCCUAUGAUACGUUUUAUAAUAACGUUUUUAAAACAAUGGAAGCCUGAUUGGUAUUACCUUUAAUUCGUCUUUCGGGAACUGUUCAGGUUGAAUGUCGGGAUAGAAGUCUUGUGGUGUCUGCGCUCUUGGCAUUUUCUGAUAUUGAACCUCGAUUCGAAGCUAUUGGUAAGAUGCGGAUGGUGUUCAUCCCAUCACUAAGCAGUAUGAGUCAAUGUGGCUACAUGUUCAGUAUCCUCCCUCUGCCUGGCCAUGUUGAGCUCAGAGCCUCCAACUUCUCCUGUCACACUGACAGAAGGAAACUAAAGAGGGAGCCCAAGGCAGGUGGUCCUUCCUCCAUUCUCCAACAGGACCCUUCACCAUCCCUCCUUCCUGCCCCUGUACAUGGCAGCCAUGGGAUCGGCCCAGUACCCCUGGAGACCCCACCACCAGCUAGGUGAGGACAGGACAGGUGGACCACCACCCCUCUCAGUUAUGACUCCCUCAGAGUUCUUCUACACGGACCCCACCAUGCGCCGGGGACAACGGGUACCGAACAUCGUGACCGAGUUGCAGGUUUUUGAGUGCUUCCAACUCAACACCCCUCGCCCCAUCAUGUCCUUUUGCCCCGCACCCCCCGUCAGACCUGACCCCUUCAGAACACAAGCCCACCCUACCAGAGACCUGGGUGGCCACACCUGGAGGAGGGACGCUCCCCAUCUGCCCAUCACUCCCAGGCUGAGGCCCUUUGCACCCAGGCCCAGAGAGAGGGGACGGAGUCAGGCUGUGAUCCAGCUAAGCCUGGAGGAGGAUCAGGCUAUAACCAACCUACUGAAGCUCCAUUACCAAAUGCCUGCCCAUCCAGAGGUCACCACUGCCGUCAUCUCCACCCAGGUGGCUUGUCCUGAAGGGACAUCGCCAAUUGAUCACACCUCAACCCUUAGCCAGCCAUCAGUGGGUCAGUCCAUUCCCACCACCAAACCAUCUCCAGCUGAAGAGAUGGGGCUCUUUCAUAGAGAGGACCAGCUCUUUGUGUUGGACAUCUUGGAGCACCAACAUCAGAACCAGCCCAGACUGAGGUCUGUUGUGGAGCUGGAGGCAGCUAACGCAUUGCUCACUAUGGAUGAGGAGUCGGUCAGUCUGAUGGAUGAUGAAGGGCCCUGGAACCAGACUCAGACCCUGGACAGGCCCUCUAACAGAAGCCCUGAGAAUCUACAUCUCCAGUACUUCUCACCCGAAGAGUGUGAUGGUGAUGCACUGCCAUUAGAAGACGAUGAAAGCUGCCUAUCCCCAGAAGCUUUGCCUCCAAUGACCAGUAUUUGUGAUGCGGUGGCUCUGAGAAAUGGGACUGUCACAGAGUCUGAGGGGAUGGCUGUGGAUGCCCUGUUAAUACUGGGUGACCUCACAACCCCAUGUUGUCCUCCUUUCAGUUAAUCGCCCACAAAUGUGCACAACAUAUGAUAGUUAAGCUCAGGUUCAAUUCGAGAAAACAAAACUGUAAUUGAAGACCUUUUUACAAGUGUG
Molecule: messenger RNA, 1663 nt
Organism: Oncorhynchus keta (chum salmon)
Lineage: Eukaryota; Metazoa; Chordata; Actinopteri; Salmoniformes; Salmonidae
Exons: 6
Coding region: 545-1573 (342 amino acids)
Biological process (GO): regulation of DNA-templated transcription
Cellular component (GO): nucleus; cytoplasm
Source: RefSeq, a predicted model, not a curated record